This is a messenger RNA of Sipha flava (yellow sugarcane aphid), 771 nucleotides long. Its product is annotated as glycine-rich cell wall structural protein 1.8-like. The transcript is spliced from 3 exons. NCBI's taxonomy places the organism in Eukaryota, Metazoa, Arthropoda, Insecta, Hemiptera, Aphididae. The coding region runs from base 1 to 771 and encodes 256 amino acids. The record is from RefSeq and is a predicted model, not a curated record.
AUGAUUGAUGGUAAAUUAGGACGUGGAUUUGAGAGGUUUUGGAAUGAAUAUAGUAAAGACAUGCAUGGGGGUGGUGGUAGACAUAGAGGUGGUAAAGGUAGUAAAGGUAAAGGCAGUGGAAGUGGAAGACAUGGCGGUGCACAUGGUGGUAGUGGUAAGCAUGGUGGUGGAAGUGGAACACAUGGUGGUGGACAUGGUGGUGGAAGUGGAACACAUGGUGGUGGACAUGGUGGUGGACAUGGUGGUGGAAGUGGAACACAUGGUGGAGGACAUGGAGGUAGUGGUAAACAUGGAGGAGGUAGUGGAACACAUGGUGGUGGAAGUGGAACACAUGGUGGUGGAACUGGGACACAUGGUGGUAGUGGGACACAUGGUGGUGGAAGUGGAACACAUGGUGGUGGACAUGGAGGUAGUGGUAAACAUGGAGGAGGUAGUGGGACACACGGAGGUGGGAUCGGAACACAUGGAGGUAGUGGUAAACAUGGAGGGGGUAGUGGGACACAUGGUGGUGGACACGGAGGAGGUAAUGGAACACAUGGAGGAGGUAGACACGGAGGUGGUAGACAUGGAGGAGGUAAUGGAACACAUGGAGGGGGUAUACAUGGAGGUAAUGGCAGAGGAAUCAAUGGAAUUGGUAUCAGUUUAGAAAGUGGUAAUGGAGGUGGUAAUGGGCAUGGUGGUAAGCAUGGGAGUGGUGGUGGAAUACAUGGUGGCAAUAACGGAAUUGGAGGUGGAACACAUGAAUAUACACAGGGUUUAGCUUCGACCUAG